Messenger RNA from Anopheles funestus (African malaria mosquito), 1785 nucleotides. RefSeq lists its product as uncharacterized. Bases 260 to 1267 code for a protein of 335 amino acids. The record is from RefSeq and is a predicted model, not a curated record. Gene Ontology annotation, molecular function: hormone activity. The transcript is spliced from 5 exons. Lineage: Eukaryota; Metazoa; Arthropoda; Insecta; Diptera; Culicidae. Gene Ontology annotation, cellular component: extracellular region.
CCGGGAAUGGGUGUACUGGGAAAUAAGUCAUCUAUGUCACGUACUUUCAAAGUGCGUAUGUGGAAAAAUUACAACCAGCAGGUGGUAUAAAAGCGACCAAGAACUGACAUCCGACAUUCAGUGAACUAACGGAUUUCCGUCAGUGUAGUGUAAAGUCCCACUUUCUCUCUUUGCGUGGUGUUACUUAGUGCAACAAACCGUUUUUGUCCGGGGAAAACUGUUCCAGUACGGCAGGUUCCGGGACCAGGUAACAAGCAAGAUGCGAAGAUCGAAGGUGGAUUCCUGCGGAACUGUGGUGCUACUAUUCCUUGCACUGCUCUCCAUAACGGGUACAAGUAGUGGAUCACACCAGUACAUGGAAACUUCGUCGCCGCGCAAGGCACACUACUGCGGGGCAAAGCUGAGCGAUACGUUGGCCGAACUGUGCAACAGGUUUAAUGGACUUCGGAAGAAAGCGGACAACUUCCUAAUGUCCAACCAUGAGGCACACCUGCUGCAUGACGUUCAGAAUGAUAUGGAACAGCUCCGCACACUGCAGGAUCAAUCGUCCAAUAUGAUCUACCAGGCGCUGGUGACGCUGCAGCAUCUUAACUCGCACGAGCAAAACUUCCGACGUGUACGGCGCCAGGUGGUGGCCGAAUGUUGCUAUCAAAGCUGCACGAUCGAUACGCUGAAAAGCUACUGUGCCGACACAAUUUACUUACAGAGUGUGCUAAACUACAGCAAGACUGUGCGUGAAGAUCAUCGUAAACAAAGACGCACCAUUGUUACCAUCAUGUCGUCUACAAAUGGAGCCGGUAGCGGAACUUUCUACAUGCUGCAAGUGUUGGCACUUCUCUGGACGAUCGCAGUAGUAUCGGCAAACAAGCGAUACUGUGGUGCCGAGCUGGUCAAGGUAUUAUCCUUCCUGUGUGACGAAUUCCCCGAUCUGCAUACAUCGAGCAAGAAAGCUAUGGAUACCUUCAUGAAGACGGACGUGAGCAAUGAUGAGUGGAUGAACACGGACGAUAAUUCGCAGCAGCAGCAGCAGAUGAUAAUGGAUCAGCAGCUCCAAUCAGUUGGUAUGUCGGACGAACGGUCCUCCGUACCGGCCUGGAUGAACAUGGUAUACCCGUCGAACUACAUGUAUCGCCAUGGAGCGGGACACAACGAGCUGAUACCGGCACGCUUCCGUAAAAGUCGCGGUGGCAUUGUGGAGGAGUGCUGUUUGCGACCCUGUGGCUUGAACCAGUUGCUGCAGUAUUGUAAGAAGGCCAGCGCAUUUUAAGCCACCGCCAGGACAUCGCAACUGUAGCACACACCGUUCACACAAGCGUUCGAUCGAUUAAUCUCCAUUAUUGAAUUGAAUGUUGUCGAAUCGUGGUAUUGAUGGAUUUGAGGCCUGAGUGGACAGGGGGAAUGAUGCGUACAAAAUCGUACAAAACAAAAACAAAAAAACAACAAAUUUAACUACAAAUCGUACACACUGCACUUCUGCAAAUCUUACCUAUAAAUAUGUAACCUAAGCUCACAAGCUCUCGCUGUUAAUUAUGGUCGCUUUCUAUUUUACAAUGUUGCUACACUUGCACGGUUGCGGCAAGCAGUUCAGAUGAUGUUGUAAGGAUGCCUAUUUAGCUAGCCAAAAACAGGCGUAGUACCAUUGACCGGGUACGGUUAUUAGUGGAAAUUUGGAAUUAUACAAUAAAAAACAAAUCUAUUAAUUAUUGGCCAUUUGCAAACAUUUGAAAACAAAAAAAAAAGCACAAACAAAAUUGCAUUACCGACGUGAAGUGAAUUUAUUGUAAA